CGGGGAGGCUUCCCGGCUGCACCCUGCAGCGCGGGAAUCCCACCUAUCUGACUCCCCGCAGCGCCCGCUCCCGAGAUGUGCCUUCACCUGUUCCUGCUGCUUGCGUUGUGUCAGGCGGGCCACAUUGCCCGGGCGUGCAGCUACAGUUUGCGGGGAAGCUGGCAGAUCCGCAACGCAAACGGCUCGCUAGAGUUGCCCGGGACGGUCCCCGGCUGCGUGCACAGCGCCUUGUUCCAGCAGGGCCUCAUCCAGGAUCCUUACUACAGAUUUAAUGACCUUCACUACAGAUGGAUCUCUUUGGAUAACUGGACCUAUAGCAAGGAAUUUAAAAUACCCUUUAACCAUAGCAAAUGGCAAAAAGUAAAUCUGAUUUUUGAGGGGAUUGAUACAGUUACAAAAAUCCUGCUCAAUAAUGUCACUGUUGGGAAAACGGACAAUAUGUUCAGUAGAUAUAGCUUUGAUAUCACCACCAUGGUCAGAGAUGUGAACUUCAUUGAGCUGCGUUUCCAGUCAGCAGUGUUGUAUGCAGCCCAGCAGAGCGAAGCUCACACUGGCUACCAGGUGCCCCCAAACUGCCCUCCGCUUGUGCAGAAGGGCGAAUGCCACGUCAACUUUAUUCGGAAGGAGCAGUGUUCCUUUAGUUGGGACUGGGGGCCUUCCUUUCCUACCCAGGGAAUCUGGAAAGAUGUUAGAAUUGAAGCCUAUAAUAUUUGUCAUCUGAACUACUUCACAUUUUCCCCUAUAUAUGAUAACAGUGCCCAGGAGUGGAACAUUGAAAUAGAGUCUUCUUUUGAUGUUGUCAGCUCAAAGCCAGUUGGUGGUCAGGUGGUCGUAGCCAUCCCUAAAUUGCAAACACAGCAGACAUACAGCAUUGAACUUCAGCCUGGAGAAAGGAUUGUUGAACUACUUGUAAAAAUUAACAAGAAUAUUUCUGUGGAAAAUUGGUGGCCUCACGGACAUGGAAAUCAGGCUGGGUACAACAUGACAGUUCUUUUUAAACUGGACGAAGACCUGAAUAUUGAAAAAUCAGCUAAAGUUUAUUUUAGGACCGUGGAACUUAUAGAGGAGCCUAUAGAAGGGUCUUCAGGUCUGAGCUUCUACUUCAAAAUUAAUGGGUUUCCCAUAUUUCUGAAAGGCUCGAACUGGAUCCCAGCAGAUUCAUUCCAGGAUCGAGUCACCUCUGACUUGUUACGACUCCUUUUGCAGUCUGCUGUGGAUGCUAAUAUGAAUGCUCUCCGGGUUUGGGGAGGGGGAAUUUAUGAGCAGGAUGAAUUCUAUGAACUCUGUGAUCAACUGGGAAUAAUGAUAUGGCAGGAUUUUAUGUUUGCUUGUGCCCUUUAUCCAACUGAUCGGAGCUUCAUGGAUUCAGUGAGUGCAGAAGUUGCUUACCAGAUCAGGAGACUAAAAUCUCAUCCCUCUAUCAUCAUAUGGAGUGGCAAUAAUGAAAAUGAAGCAGCUCUGAUGACGAAUUGGUAUGACAUACCUCCCAGUGACUACCCAAUGUACAUCAAUGAUUACGUGAUGCUAUAUGUGAAAAACAUCAGAGAGGUCGUCCUGGCAGGAGACAGUACUCGUCCCUUUAUCACAUCCAGUCCUACAAAUGGGGUUGAAUCUAUUGCAGAAGGCUGGGUCUCUCACAACCCUUAUGACACGCAUUUUGGUGACGUACAUUAUUACAGCUAUAGCAGUGAUUGCUGGAAUUGGAAACUUUUCCCCAAAGCUCGAUUUGUGUCUGAAUACGGAUAUCAGUCUUGGCCUUCCUUCAAUACACUAGAAAAGGUCUCCUCUAAAGCGGACUGGUCUUUCAGGAGCAAAUUUUCACUUCAUCGACAACACCAUGCACGUGGUAACACUGAAAUGCUCUAUCAGGCUGAUCUUCAUUUCAAACUCCCCCAAAGUACAGAUCCAUUACAUGCUUUCAGAGAUACGAUCUACCUUACUCAGGUGACGCAGGCCCAGUGUGUCAAAAUAGAAACUGAGUUCUACCGGCGCAGUCGAAGCGAGAUAGUGAAUGGAGAAGGACACACCAUGGGGGCACUUUAUUGGCAGUUGAAUGACGUCUGGCAGGCACCUUCCUGGUCUUCUCUAGAGUAUGGAGGAAAGUGGAAAAUGCUUCAUUACUUUGCUCAGCAUUUCUUUGCUGCACUGUUGCCAGUGGGCUUUGAAGAUCACGAUGUGUUUUAUGUUUAUGGUGUGUCAGAUCUUCACUCGGAAUGCAGGGUGACGCUCACAGUGAGAGUCCACACGUGGAGUUCCUUGGAACCUUUGUGUUCUCACGUGACUGGACAUUUUGUGAUUAACUCAGGGGAGGCCAUUCUCAUCUAUAAAGAGCCAGUGCCUUCACUGCUGCGGAGAUGUUGGAAUUGUACUCGGCAAAGCUGUGUGGUUUCCUUUUACCUUUCAGCUGACAGCAAACCCUUGGGCCCAACCAACUAUCACUUCCUGUCCUCACCGAAGGAGGCUGUGGGGCUCCAAAAGGCACAUAUCACAGCCCUCAUCUCUCAGCAAGGUGACACAUUUGCUUUUGAUCUGGAAACCUCAGCUGUUGCUCCCUUUGUUUGGUUGGAUGUGGGGAGCAUCCCAGGGAGAUUUAGUGACAAUGGUUUCCUUAUGACUGAGAAGACACGAACUAUAUUAUUUUACCCUUGGGAACCCACCAGCAAGAGUAAAUUGGAACAAUCUUUUCAUGUGACUUCCCUGACCAAUAUUUACUGAGGGAAUCCUGGUUGUAUUUUCAGUGGACACUGGAAAUACAGUAUUUCUAAAGCACUGACUGGCAAUGCGGGCAACCAGAGAGAACUUGAAGAAGCCCAGAGAUGUGUCUGAUUGAUUAAUCACUCCAUGAUGAGUUUGCACAAUGAAUACUUUCAGGGAAGACUGUUCGCUCAGGUGAUGACCUCAAACAAGGCUGUGCCUAGGUGUUCUUGAACCUGAGCCAGGACUGUAUUUUUAGCCCUUUACCUCAGACCUUUAGCACCAAAUAAACCAAUUACAACCAGACGGCCUCUCCCUAUCCAGAAAAGGAAGUCCACACGCAUCACCCUCUGAGGGAGUCACAGGAAUGUUACCAUUGCAAUGUCUGUGGGACCAAAUGUAGAAGGUUUUGAAGUUCUAUAGGUCUCUCCUUGUUAGUUUUGUGGAAUAAUGAAUAAUCAAAAUGAAGCUGCUUUGUUAUUAUUUCCAGAGGAAAUAGAGAUCCAAAGGUUACAGUAUAGAGAGAUUUCUAGUGGCUGUCAUUGCUGGACAGUUUCAGAGGUUGAUUGUUGCUAUUUGAUUACUUUUUGGGUAGAAGAAUUCUUUUUUCAUUUGUGGGUUUUGUUAUAAAAUAGUGUUUGAACAAUUAUAACUUUUUUUUUUAAGGCUGCUUGAGUGAUCCUUCUUUGAAAAAUAAGCUUGCAUUGAAAUGGACGUCACUAUAAUCACUUUGGAGCCCUGGUGGUGUAGUGGUUAAGAGCUAUCUACGACUGCUAACCAAAAGGUUGGCAGUUCGAAUCCACCAGCCAUUCUUUGGAAACCCUAUGGGGCGGUUCUACUCUGUCCUAUAGGGUCGUUAUGAGUCAGAAUCGACUCGAUAGCAACAGAUAACGAUAAUGGUCACUUUGGAAUUUUGUGGGUUCCCUGACAUUGGUCUUCACCCAGGAUUGUGUGUGCACUUCAGAUUCGGCUAAAUCCAAUGAGCUUUCCAAUCUGAAGGGUAUGAAUUAGCUUUAGACUUGUUGACCCUGGCAGCAAAGUGGUGUUCCCUUUAUCUUGAGUUUAAAUAAUUUUACUUAUGUUGAUUAAUACAAGUUGCUAUAAAAAGUUCUUUUGUUACACAUUAUAACGUUUAUAAAACUACAUUAAUAAUAAAGCAAACGGGCAAAAUGUUAAUAAAUAGCCAAUUUGGCUAAAGGUGUAUAGAAAUUUUUAUAGAACUGUUUUUGUACUGCUCUUGUAACUUUUUUGUAAGUUUGAAAUUAUAUCAACAUUAAAAAGUUACUCAAAUUGCAUUGACAACUUCA
Messenger RNA from Trichechus manatus latirostris (Florida manatee), 4001 nucleotides. RefSeq names its product mannosidase beta (gene MANBA). The transcript has 17 exons. The record is from RefSeq and is a predicted model, not a curated record. Lineage: Eukaryota; Metazoa; Chordata; Mammalia; Sirenia; Trichechidae. Gene Ontology annotation, biological process: carbohydrate metabolic process; glycoprotein catabolic process. The coding region runs from base 76 to 2715 and encodes 879 amino acids. Gene Ontology annotation, molecular function: beta-mannosidase activity.